AUGCGCCAUAAAAAGGAUCUCACUGGCAAAGGCAAGAAGGGCUCUAACAACCCCAAACGCACCUACGCCCAGCACACCCACCCCGAACGCGAUGACGGCCUCGGCGGCAACAAGAGACCGUCCUUCAAAGCCGCCGCGUGGGACCUGAACCACUGCGAUGCCAAACGCUGCUCCGGCAAGCGACUUAUGCGUCUCGGUCUCAUGCGCGAGCUGCACGUUGGGCAGAAGCACGCCGGUGUGGUCGUGAGCCCGAAGGCGAAGGUCUUGCUGAGUCCCGCGGACCGGCCGAUCUUGGAGCAAUAUGGUGCGGCUGUGGUUGAGGCGAGCUGGAAGAGGAUUGAAGAGGUACCGUUCACGAGGAUAGGCGGGCCGAAUCCCAGGUUGCUGCCGUAUCUGAUCGCCGCGAAUCCGACGAACUAUGGACGGCCGUGGCGGUUGAACUGUGUGGAGGCGCUGGCGGCUUGCUUUGCGAUUUGUGGGCAUAAGGACUGGGCGGAGGAGGUGCUGGCGACUUUCAGCUACGGGGAAGCGUUCUUGAGCAUUAAUGAGGCGGUGCUGAAGAAGUACGCGGCGUGUGAGGAUGAGGAGGGAGUUAAGAAGGCGGAGGAGGCGUGGUUGGCGAAGGUUGAGAAUGAGUGGAGAGAUGAUCGGGAGCAGAGGGAAAAUGAUAAGGAUGAUGCGUGGAGGGGUGGAAAUAUGAACCGGAGGCAGCUGGAUGUUGACGAUGACGACGAGGACGACGAGGGAAGUGGCGAUGAUGAGGACAGUGAUGCGAGCAGUAUGGGCGGGAUACAGCUGGGUGGUCCAAAGCCUGGAGAGCAGCCGGUGUUACGCGAGGAUGAGGAGGAAGACAAGGACCCGUACGAUCUGCCUCCUUCGGACGAUGAAGAAGAAAUGGCCGAGCUCAGGCGAAGAGUGCUGGCCUCCAAGCCGUUCGCAAAUCCGAAGCCUGCAGAACCAGACGCCAGACAAGCUCCGGAACGGAUCGAGCGUCCUUUGGGUACCGCAGCGAUAGCCGACGAUUCAGACGCAGAGUCAGGCUCAGACGUGGGAGCUGGAGAUGAUGACGAUUUUGACAACAUCAUGAAUGCUGCGCCCGUUACCGACAAAGCUGGAAUUACGGCAGCGCAGCGGAAGAGAGCCAUGGAGCAGGAUGGCAAGCUUAGUGCUACGUUCUCAAGAAACGUCGUGUCGGCGCCGGGCAAGUGGCCGCCGUGA
Messenger RNA from Saxophila tyrrhenica, 1218 nucleotides. RefSeq names its product ribosome biogenesis protein tsr3 (gene TSR3). The record is from RefSeq and is a predicted model, not a curated record. Bases 1 to 1218 code for a protein of 405 amino acids. Gene Ontology annotation, molecular function: rRNA small subunit aminocarboxypropyltransferase activity. Gene Ontology annotation, biological process: maturation of SSU-rRNA. NCBI's taxonomy places the organism in Eukaryota, Fungi, Ascomycota, Dothideomycetes, Mycosphaerellales, Extremaceae. The transcript has a single exon.